AUGACCUUGGUUGCAAUUUAUUAUAGUCCUCCUUCCACCAAUUCUGCUAGUAGCAAGGUCAAGACAACGACCAUCAAUUCAAAUUUUACUAGCAAAUGGAAAAAAGGGAUUGCUCUAUUAUCUUCAAAAUAUAGUCAUAAACGAAAAUAUCAAUGCUCACCCACAACAGUUGCAGCAGCCACCGAAAAAGUUCUUUGCCACAGCAAAAACAGCAGCCCUCCUCAUCACAACCACAUCAAAUGCGAGGAUCUUACAGCAAAAGAAUUUGCAAAGAUGGCGGGCAUCAAAAUCAAAUCUGAUGAUGAUGAAGUGGAUGUUGCUGAGGGAGAUGAUGAAAUGAUUGAUUUUGUGUCUAUAACAGCAACAACUGCACCAGCACAACAGCAUUAUCUCUCUAUUGUUGAUGAACCUAUGACGACUCAAAUGACAUCUGUUUCCACACGUACAGCACUCUCAAGUAAGAGUUGCCACCAGAUCUGGGACUCCGAUUUCUGGCAGUGUAACGACAACAGCACCAACAACAACAAAUUGAUGAAAACUAAUACAAAUACCACCGCCAGCACAACAAAAACAAAUACUAAUAACAAUAAUAACGAUACCCUAUUUAUAUCAAGACUUCGCUCUUGCUCCUCGAGUAUGGAGAACAGCAAUAAUAUGACAGUGCCUGGCGUGAUUCAAAAGGGUAGAUUCAAAAUCGUAGUAGGACAAGAUGAUUGUUGUGAACCUGUUACCCAACAUCAUCAUGUCGUACUCGAAUGGAAACGUAAAAGAUCUGACUCCUCAUCCACCAACUUAACAACCAAAAAGAAACAACCUAUGUAA
This is a messenger RNA of Mucor velutinosus, 822 nucleotides long. RefSeq lists its product as uncharacterized. Bases 1 to 822 code for a protein of 273 amino acids. The transcript has a single exon. NCBI's taxonomy places the organism in Eukaryota, Fungi, Mucoromycota, Mucoromycetes, Mucorales, Mucoraceae. The record is from RefSeq and is a predicted model, not a curated record.